AUGGCAACUGCAGAAGCAGUACCGAAGGAAGUUGUUACUGCGAAACCUGAAGCUACGGCGGAGCCACCACUUGCGUCGGCGGCGAUGGAGAAGCCAAGCAAUGUGUUGGAGAAUAAAUCUGUUAUUCCGAUGCCUCACGAGAAAGUCGAUGAUUCCAAAGCUCUUGCCGUCUCCGAAAAGGCUCCAGAACCUUUACCAAAGAAAAGCUCAAAAGGAUCCCUCGACAGAGAUAUUGCUCUUGCUAAGCUUGAAGGUGAUAAGAGAUUGUCGUUUAUCAAGGCGUGGGAGGAAAGUGAGAAAAGCAAAGUGGAGAAUAAGGCACAAAAGAAGCUCUCUGAGGUUUCAUCAUGGGAAAACAGCAAAAAAGCAGCUCUUGAAGCCCAACUAAAGCAAUUUGAGGAACAAUUGGAGAAGAAGAAAGCAGAUUAUGCAGAAAAAGUGGGAAACAAAGUAGCUCUCGCUCACAAGCAAGCAGAAGAGAAGAGAGCUAUGGUUGAAGCACAACGAGGAGAAGAAAUUCUCAAAGCAGAGGAGAUGUCUGCAAAAUUUCGUGCAACCGGGCAUGCUCCUACAAAGAUUCAAGAUAUGACUUGA
Fraxinus pennsylvanica is the source of this 594-nucleotide messenger RNA. The record is from the annotation of a GenBank genome assembly. NCBI's taxonomy places the organism in Eukaryota, Viridiplantae, Streptophyta, Magnoliopsida, Lamiales, Oleaceae.